AUGUCCAUAUCAAAUCCAUUUAUCAGGGCCCCGUCUAGUGACUUGAACCCAUCUGCUCUCCUAUCCAACACAGCUGUACGCCCUCAGACAGCAGAGGAGAUGUACGGUGCACCUGAGAAUUUCCUCGAGAUUGAAGUGUGUAAUCCAAUAACGCAUAGCUCCGGCAGAUCCAAGUACACAACGUAUGAUAUACACCUAGCCACCAAUAUACCUGCAUUCAAACUCAAGAACUCUGUUGUUAGGCGUCGUUAUUCAGAUUUUGAGGUUUUCAGGGAUAUCCUCGAAAGAGAGAGCUCGAGGGUGAAUGUACCUGCUUUGCCAGGUAAGGUGUUCACUAACAGGUUCACUGAUGAAGUUAUACAAACACGCAGAGAGGGUCUCGAGAGGUUUGUACAGAUCGUUGCAGGCCACCCUCUUCUUCAGACAGGCUCUAAAGUGCUCUGCGCCUUCUUACAGGAUCCUAGUUGGGACCGUACUCAGUGGAUCUGA
Messenger RNA from Wallemia ichthyophaga EXF-994, 489 nucleotides. Its product is annotated as Sorting nexin-3. The transcript has a single exon. Gene Ontology annotation, biological process: late endosome to Golgi transport; endocytic recycling. Gene Ontology annotation, cellular component: early endosome membrane; retromer complex. NCBI's taxonomy places the organism in Eukaryota, Fungi, Basidiomycota, Wallemiomycetes, Wallemiales, Wallemiaceae. The coding region runs from base 1 to 489 and encodes 162 amino acids. The record is from RefSeq and is a predicted model, not a curated record. Gene Ontology annotation, molecular function: phosphatidylinositol-3-phosphate binding.